Messenger RNA from Brassica rapa (field mustard), 3958 nucleotides. RefSeq lists its product as uncharacterized. NCBI's taxonomy places the organism in Eukaryota, Viridiplantae, Streptophyta, Magnoliopsida, Brassicales, Brassicaceae. The record is from RefSeq and is a predicted model, not a curated record.
ACGGAGAUUCCGACGGAAGACACAGCCGUCGGACAAUUUGGACGGAAUUCUGACCGAUUUCCGACGAAAACAAAAAAUCUGAAGUCGUCGGAAUUCCGUCGGCUAAUUCCGACGAAUUUCCGAGAAAACAAGGGUCGUCGGAAUAUUCCGAUGAUUUUUCGACGAUAUUCCGAUAAACAAUAUAACCGUUGUAGUCGUCGAAAAGUCGUCGGAAUAUUCCGUCAAAUUUCCGACGAUAUGCCGAUGAAAAGAUAUAACCGUUACGGUCGUCGGUAUUCCGUCGGAAUUUUCCGACGAAUUUCCGACGAACCAAGUGACCGUUAUGACCGUUUUAUAGCCGUUCGAGAUUGGAAAAUACUGACGGAAUUCCGACGGAAUGCUUUAUAUCUGUCGGUAUUCCGUCGGAAAGUCGUCGGAUGUCCGUAAGCAAUUUCCUAUAAAUGCAACCCCUCCUCAUUCAUCUCAUUCACACCUCAUUCUCUCUUCUUUCUCUUUAGUCAUAACAAUUCCGUGAAAAUCAUGUCUUCAGGAGCUUAUUAUCGUUCGUGGAUGGAUAAACCUCAUUUGGAUCCCAACACUAAUUUGCUUACGGAAGAAUACGUUCAAGGAAUUGGAGAAUUCAUGAGGCUUGUUCAACAGCAACCGGAUGCAAAAAGUGGUAUGUUAAGAUGUCCCUGCUCUACUUGCAAUAAUAAUAAGGUUAUAAAAGAAUUUGAUGUUUGGACUCAUUUGUAUAUGAAAGGGUUUUCACGUAAUUAUAAAGUUUGGUACCUUCAUGGGGAAACUGGUUAUGAAUAUGGUAGUACUAGCGAACCUCAGCCUGUUAGUGAACUUCAGCCUGAUAUUAGGUUAGAAGAACCUAGAACGGAUAUAGAUUAUGGUGUAGGUACUGAGCAGAUGGUACAUGAUCAUUAUAGAGGGAAAGAACCAAAUCCCGAAUCUAGGAGAUUUUUUGAUAUGUUAGAUGCAGGAAAACAACCUUUGUAUCAAAAUUGUAGAGAUGGUCAUUCAGUCUUAUCAUCUGCAACUAGAUUAAUGGGUAUUAAGACAGACUAUAAUUUGGCUGAAGAAUGUAUGGAUGCGAUUACUGAUUUUGUCAAAGGUAUUCUACCUGAGGAUAACCUUGCACCGGGUUCAUACUACGAGGUUCAGAAACUUGUAGCCGGUCUUCAACUACCGUACGAAGUGAUAGAUGUAUGUAUUGACAACUGCAUGAUCUACUGGAGAGCGGAUGAGACACGAAAUGUAUGCAAAUUUUGUGGGAAACCUCGUUAUCAGGAGACGAGGGGAAGAGUUCCGAUCCCGUUCAAAAGAAUGUGGUAUUUGCCUUUGACGGAAAGAUUGAAGAGGUUGUAUCAGUGUGAGCGCACAGCAAAAGCAAUGAGAUGGCAUGCAGAGCAUUCCACAAAUGGUGAGAUUAGACAUCCUUCAGAUGCGAAGGCUUGGAAACAUUUCCAGUCAACAUAUCCAGAAUUUGCGGAAGAGAGAAGAAAUGUUUAUCUUGGAUUAUCUACUGAUGGUUUCAGCCCGUUUGGAAAGCAUGGAAGACAGUAUUCUCUAUGGCCAGUUAUCGUGACCCCGUACAACUUACCGCCGAGCUUGUGCAUGCGACGAGAGUUUUUGUUUCUCUCAAUUCUCGUCCCCGGUCCAGAUCAUCCUAAAAGAUCACUAGAUGUGUUUCUUCAACCACUGAUAUAUGAGUUGCAACAACUAUGGGCGCAUGGUUUUGAGACAUACGAUGUUUCGUGCAAAGAAAACUUUCAGAUGCGGGCAGUACUUAUGUGGACAAUAAGUGACUUUCCAGCAUAUGGUAUGUUAUCUGGAUGGACAACACAUGGGAGGCUAUCAUGUCCAUAUUGUCAAGAUGACACCGAUGCUUUCCAACUAAAGAACGGAAGGAAAACGUGUUGGUUUGACUGUCACAGACGAUUUCUUCCACCUGAUCAUCCAUACCGCAGGAGUAAGACUUCGUUUACGAAGAACAAGCAGGUGUUUGAUGGUCCACCUGAGGAAGUUAGUGGGGAAGAUUUGUUGAAGCAGUUUAGGGAUUUUGAUGCAGAAAGGACGCCAGAUGUAGGUGGACAUGAAAACAUUCGAGUCAGUGCGGUUGGAGAGCUACAUAACUGGCACAAAAAGAGUAUUUUCUGGGAUCUGCCAUAUUGGAAGACUCAUCUAUUGCGGCAUAAUUUAGAUGUCAUGCAUAUUGAGAAGAACUUCUUCGACAAUCUGAUGAACACAGUCCUUAACAUCCAAGGUAAAACGAAGGAUAAUUUGAAGUCAAGGUUGGAUUUAGUCGAUAUCUGUGAUCGUUCUGAACUUCACGUUGAUGAGAACGGUACGGCCCCUUUUCCCAUUUAUCGGCUGGAUGGUGCUAGAAAAGAAGAGUUCUUUGAUUGGAUUACAGAUAAAGUGAAAUUUCCUGACGGAUAUGCAUCAAAUUUGGGGAACUGCGUUGAUAGAAGCGAAGGAAAGUUUAGUGGCUUGAAGAGUCAUGAUUGUCAUGUAAUUAUGCAGCGCCUCCUCCCGUUUGCUUUUUCAGCAUUAUUGCCACGUAAUGUUCAUGAAGCAAUUGCAGGGAUAAGUGUUUUCUUCCGCGACUUAUGCAGCAGAGUAGUGACUGAAGAGGGUAUUAAUAAUUUGAAGACAAACGCACCAGUCAGCAUGUGCAACCUUGAGAAGAUAUUUCCUCCAUCAUUCUUUGAUGUAAUGGAACAUCUUGCUAUUCAUCUCGCAAGAGAAUUGGAACUUGGUGGUCCUGUGCAGUACAGAUGGAUGUAUAUUUUUGAGCGUUAUAUGCAUCAUCUGAAGAAGAUGGUCAAAAAUCAAAGCAGGGUGGAAGGAUCUAUAGUGGCACAGGUGAUCAAUGAAGAAACUGCAAUCUUUGCUGAAAAUUAUUUUCCACCAGAAGUGCAUACAAAACACCGAAGACCUGCUCGGCAUGAUGACAGAGGGGAGAGAGCAACAUAUCAUGUUACUGUCCCAAGCAUGUUCAAGGAAAUAGGACGACUUAGCGGAAAAUUCACGAAGCGCAGACUUACGGACACUGAGCACGCUCAUUUGCAAACAUAUUUGCUCACCAACUGUGAAGAUGUUCUACAAUAUGAGAGUGUAUAUAUGGCGGAGUUGCGUAUGACUCACAGGCAUGCAACAGAAGAUGAGCUUCAACAACUUAGAGAUAACGGAUUUGCUGUGUGGCUUCGUAGUUAUGUGAAUGAUGGUUUGGCCAGAGGUUUUGUGUUCGAUGAUUGGAUACGCGAAUUUGUGCAGGGACCAAACUAUGUGGUCAAAUCAUAUCCAAAAUUUUGUACGCGAGGAUAUGCAUUCACAAGGAAAGGUCAUUCUAAGACAACAUAUGAUGCUGGUGUUUCAUCUUCUUCCGGUGACGAUGUCUACUACGGCAACAUAAAAGAAAUAUUGGAAAUCCAAUUUCUGGAAUGGUUGGAUUGCGUUGUGUAGUAUUCUAUUGUGAUUGGUAUGACACCACCCCAGAUAGAGGAGUGAAGAUUGAUGCGUUUGGUGUUACAUCAGUUCAUUCGCGGCGGAAACUUCAAUACUAUGAUCCCUUCAUUCUUGGUUCGCAAGCUGAUCAGGUAUGUCAAUCUAUUCAUAAUUUUUUACCAAUACAAUUAAUUAAUGUUAUAUAUUUUACUAAUAUUUGUAUAAUUGAUAUGUAUAGGUAUGUUACAUCAGUUACCCUCGGGUGACGUACAGAGAUGAUCCAUGGGUCACUGUAACGCAAAUCAACCCAAGAGGACGAGUGGAUGGAACUUCUGAUGAUGAUGAACCAUUGCAACCAGAGUCUACCAGCAACGCCCAGGCAGUUGAAGAUUUGGCAAAUGUUGAACUCGUUGAGGAUUUGACUGAGUUUGGACUUGAUGCUGUUGUACAUUCGGAGCCAGAAGCUGAGGUUGGGGAGUUUGAUGAAGAUUCAGAAGAUUCGGAUUAGUUUUUUUUUUUU